Messenger RNA from Procambarus clarkii (red swamp crayfish), 3356 nucleotides. The record is from RefSeq and is a predicted model, not a curated record. NCBI's taxonomy places the organism in Eukaryota, Metazoa, Arthropoda, Malacostraca, Decapoda, Cambaridae.
GGUCCAGCUACCGUGGCGGGAGGACGUGUGCUGCGUGUGUCUCUGGCCUCGCUGGGCCAUCGCGUGUGGUGGCAGGCAAUUUGGAAAAGUUUGAAGUGUUGUCAUUAUUGUUGUGUUGUUUCUUAGCGAGUGAGCGGCGGCGCGAUGUGAAAGGCUGCGGCGGUGAUCUAGAACCAUCUGGAACACAACCUGGAAAACUUUGUUGCAGAAAUGAUUAAUUGUUGCGAGUGUGUGAUCACUCCGGAGUAUUACUCGGGUGUGGCUGUGCUCAGCUUGGUGAUGAGACAACAUGGCACCCGACCACACCUGACACUCAAGGCUUAAUAACGCAUUCAUCACAUUAUCAUAGAUCUGAGCACCCUUAGGGAAGGUUUGUGAUGAGUUGUUCAGCGUGCAGGAGUCAGGAGGCCCGGGGCGGGUGGCCCCUGGCCAUCUUCUGCCUCUCCUUCACCUCUUCCCGGCUCCUGGCCACACUGUGGGGCCUCGUGGCCCUCACACAGCUUACAGGUGUGGUGGAAGGGAAGGCCCGCUACCUCUCCCACUACCCGGCCUCUGAGGACUAUCCGCCAGACCUGCCUCACCCGGCGGCCCCGGACCACGACGCAGACGUCAAGAUGCCAGGACGCUACUUCCCAAAACUGCCCUACGCCAGGCCUUACUUAGAGGUGCCCAACCAGCUCUACAAUCACCACCAUCGCCAGAACCCCCACGAACGCUACCAGCAUCACCACCACUUCCAGCAACAGCCAUCACCACCGCACGCCACCACCACAUCACACCACCACCACCACCACCACCAUCAUCAUCACCAUCAUCACAACAUCGACGCCCCCAUGAAGCAGCGGCGGGCGAGCACGCAGGAGGAUGCUGGCGGAGGCGACAUAUUCGGUGUGGCGGAGGAGGAGGAGGGAAGAGAUCAGAGGGUGAUAGCAGUGAGAGGCAGCAGUGACAGCUUCCUGGACCAGCCUCAGGAAGACCCUACUCUUGGGCCUCCUCCAGGACCCACCUUCGACCAUAACUUACCCAGGAACAUCACAAUACAGUCAGGCAAGACGGCGGUGCUCUCGUGCAGAGUCUUCAAUGCCAACGAUAAGUCGGUGUCGUGGAUCAGACAAGACAACCUACACAUCCUGACGGUGGACAAGUACAAGUACAGCACGGACAAGCGAGUGUCAGUGGUGUUCAACGAGGCUAACCUGGAGUGGGUGUUACGCAUCGGUGGCGUCACUCCGGCCGACGCCGGCCGCUACGAGUGCCAGGUCUCCACCAAGCCCGUCCUCAGCUUCGUCGUCAACCUCACGGUUGUGGAAGCUCUGCCCACGACGACGCCCACGCCCACGGCCCGCCACACUCUGAGUGACCAGGGUAACUCUUCUGCCACACUCCACCAGGAACCCCCCACCGUACCGAGGGCAUGGGUGCUGAAUGCACCCGAGAUCUUCGUGCAUCGUGGGUCGCCCAUCAACCUCACCUGUGUGGUGGCCCACGGCACCGACCUCCCCGUCUUCAUCUACUGGCUCCAUCUGAACAAGAUAAUAGACUACGAGGGGCGUGCGGGCGUGACCAUAGAGACAGAGACGGGUCGUGACACAGUGAGUCACCUGCUGGUGAAGGAGGCGGGACCCAGCGACUCCGGCAAGUACACCUGCCGUCCCUCCAACGGUCACGAGGCCUCUGUUGUCCUAAACGUCCUCAACGGCGAGUACCACGCUGCUAUGCAGACAAAUAGAGGCGUCGGGUGGACGAUCUGGGAGGCCCUGUUCCUGAAGCUGGCGUUACUCCAUGCGCUCUUCCUCCUCCGUUCGUAACACACGCGUGUCCCGUUCUCCAGACACUCUCUCAAGCCUACUCCUCCACUCCACGUCUUCGAUUAUAGCUGCACAUUGUUGUCCUCAAACACCUCGUCGUUGUCCUCAUACACCACGUCGUUGUCCUCAUACACCACGUCGCUGUCCUAAAACACCACGUCGUUGUCCUCAAAUUAAAUCCUAAAAUCUCCUAAUCAGGGAAAUCUGUACCAAACUUUGAUCAUGCUAACUUACCAAGAGAACAUCAACAACUCCAGAAUCAACCAAUUAAGUGAGAGAGUUCCCAGAGCCAAGACAGCCAAUCCUGAGGAAAGUUGAGAGGGAGAAGCAUCUCAGAGAGUCACUUUUGGUCUCCUGCUUGACCUGACCUCUGACCUCUGGCAGGGAGGAGAGGCGUUGUUGACACUGCUCCCGAGACCUAAGGACUCUGGCCUAAUUAUCGCUCCACGAUUGAUUGAUGAUUGAUUGAUAAAGAUUAAGCCACCCAAGAGGUGGCACGGGCAUGAAUAGCCCGUAAGUGGUAAAUAUAUAUAUCGCUCCACAAGUUAGCUGAGGAUAUAUGGCAAAAUCUCUGGCCAUAGUUCUCAAGGUGGCAUAGCUGACCAUGACUCUUAGUUGCCACAGUGGAAGUAAGCUAUUGGAAGUGCGAGUUAUCUUCAGUAUGUCCUGAGUAUAUUCUGAGUAUAUUCAUGUCAUUCCAAGUAUGGCUUACAGCUUGCAAGGCUUGCAUCACAUGUGGACUCCAGACACGAUAUGUGGAUGACACCCAGCAUGAGGUGUUGACAACAUAAACAUGUACAGAAAUAUGGGUGUUGAUGUAUGUAAAUAUGAUGAAACAUUUACCCAUUUAAAGGACAUUGCAAUACUCGAUAAUGGUGCCGAAUUUGUGGUGAUUUUUAACUUGUACAUUUAAGAUAAAAAACAGGUUAAGUGCUCCUCAAAUGAAGCAUGUGAGAAAAUAUUUAUUGCGCCUGUGUUAAAAUAAAAAUAAUGACAAUGGUGUUUGCUACAUAAUCAUAGCUGUGUAGUGCGAGUUCUCGAAAUAAAUAACAUUAGACAUUUUUAUACCAAUUUUACCUUCUAUAGUAUCUCUUCUGGAAUUUUGUUGAACAAUUAAAAUGUUUCAAAUGGUUAACUACAUAAUUAAUAGUCAUUUGCAUCUGUACUUGAGAAACCACACAAUAAACUCUACCCAAUAAACGAGAUAUUUCUUACAUUAAAGAAGAGUAUUUCAUCGGUAACAAGUGAGUAUCUUUACUAUUCAAGCUUUAUGGAGAUAACAAAAAUGUAAUAAUAAAACCUCAAUAGGUUUUUGCAUCAAACAUCAAACAUGCAUCAAACUGGGCAAUAUGAGGCAAUACACCUGAAGGCCUCUCUGCAGGUCACAUAUCAAAGAUUUUACAGCAAUAUUACUUCAUAUAUUCAGGUCAUAUCUGCAAAGAAGUAAAAAGAACAUAGAAUAUUUUUAUAUUUUAAAAUGUUAAAUAAUAUUCAUGCAGGUAUUGUAUUGCUUAUUGAAUAAAGAUUUACCACAAAAUAGCCUAACAU